This is a messenger RNA of Racocetra persica, 687 nucleotides long. The record is from the annotation of a GenBank genome assembly. Lineage: Eukaryota; Fungi; Glomeromycota; Glomeromycetes; Diversisporales; Gigasporaceae.
AUGUUUCUGAACCCAAAGGCCAGGUUUGACGAGGGCGAAUCCGAAGAAGUUAAAGAAAUCAAGGACGAAAUUUGCAAAUUUGAAGCGGGUAAAGAUUAUUCCUAUUCUCCAAAUGGCAAAAUAGAAGAAGACGAAAAAAUACCCGAAAUACCUGAAAUUAUUAAACCGCUAAAAUAUCCCAAGCCAACCGGACUAAUUAAACCUAUCAAACCCAUUAAGCCGAUAAAGCCUAUAAGACCAAUCGAAGUUUACAACCGGGAAAUGCAACAAUAUAACCAAGAAGUAAAAAAAUAUGCGGAACAGUUUGUAGAAGAAUUUGCCAAAGAUACGAAAAAUCCUGUUAAGGAAAAAAACACGAACGACUUGGAAAAAGUUGAAAAUGAGAAAGAAAAAGAAAAAGGAAUCAUCCAUGAACUUCAAGGAACUCACCCCGGAGUAAUUGUUUCUAAUAAUCAACAGAAUUUAUUCAGUCCUUUAAUUACCAUUGUCCCUCUUACUUCCCAAUUAGAUAAGGUUUAUCCUUUUGAAGUAAUAACUUAUCUGAAUAAUCAAAAAGGUAAAGCCUUAGUUGACCAGAUUACUACGAUUGAUAAAAAACGACUAGGUAAUUAUCUUGGAGAGUUCGAUAAAAGAAUUAUGAAACAAAUGGAACAAGCUUUACAUUUAACUUUGUCUUUUGAAAAUUAA